Homarus americanus (American lobster) is the source of this 1218-nucleotide messenger RNA. RefSeq lists its product as uncharacterized. The transcript has 4 exons. NCBI's taxonomy places the organism in Eukaryota, Metazoa, Arthropoda, Malacostraca, Decapoda, Nephropidae. The annotation marks the transcript as partial. The record is from RefSeq and is a predicted model, not a curated record.
AUGGAUAAAAAGGACACAGCGAUACAACCUGGCAGGUACACAUCAAAGCACCCUUAUGUGACGGUUCAGCUUCCACGUCGCAUUCUCCAAGAGCCAGCAUUAAAGGAACUCGCUGACCGUCUUCGGAUAUUCAAUAACGAAUUUCGGUGGUCGCAGCAGUGCUGCGCUCUGCUAACCCGCCAGGCGAUCUGUUUGAGUUCCGGAUCUCGAGAGACUGCGAGACGGGCGCGAGCUUCACACCGUCGUCAGGUAGCUGCCGCACAAAGGGAAGCCUUCACGCCUCCACCACAUGCAGUGGUGCACUGGAAUGGUAAGCUGGUUAAGAACGUCGUGGGAGAAGAAGAACACCGACAGGCCAUCUUCAUCUCAGGGCGCGGCCAUGAGGAAGGGAAGCUGCUUGCUGUCUUGCCAGUGAAGGACGGCACUGGCCUGACCCAGGCACGCGCAACAGCUCGUGCUAUCGAGGACUGGAGCUGCGCUUCAAACGUCAAGGCACUGUGCUUUGAUACAAUGUCGUCCAACACAGGGCGAGUCCAAGGUGCGGUUGUCCAUCUGGAGGCGCUGCUGGAAAAACAGCUGUUGAGGCUUGGGUGCAGACACCACGUCAUGGAACUGGUGGUGAGAGCCGCUGCCAGCAACAUCUUCGGCAAAACAUCGGCCCCUACGGACCCUCUCUUCCAGACUCUUAAGAAAAGGUGGAGUCAACUAGAUCACUCUCAGUAUCUCAGGCUGGACAUUGCAAAUCUACCAGAGUCUGACUGGCUCAGUCACCUCCGACACAGGACCGUUAGCUACCUGCUGACCGUCACAGAAUGGGCCAGAGAGGAUUACCAAGAAGCGGCAGAACUAACGCUCCUCGUCCUCGGUGUGAAUCCUCUCGAGAAGUUGAGUGCGGCAGAGAAAAAGGAGAUGGCGACCAAAUUGAGCUGCCUAGAAGAAACGAACGACUACGCCAACGACAACUUGGUCAUCCAACAGACUACACGGCUUUCCGACCUGAUAGAUGAACGUUCAUGGAUGAUCUUCAAGGAGCAUCAUGUGUGCGGCACAGCAUGGCUGAUGUCACCGGUGGAAGACUGGGAGAAAAACGAAGAGUUCAUGAAGCUGAAAGAUUUCUCCAGAAGCCUGAAGGUAACCAAUGACGUGGCCGAAAGGAGAAUAAAGCUUAUGCAGGACUUCAUUGGUUCAGUCACGAAGGAUGAGCAGCAGCUGCAGGAU